UCUAGGAAUGAGCUCGUCCACUCCCUCUCCUAUGUGAAUGGGUUACACACACACACACACCCGUAGGUGGUCUCUUCCGGAGUUUUCUGGCCCUGCAGCAAAUGAUUUCCUCCUCGGACGGAGGGCGCUAGAUUGUCCCUGGUCCCUGUCGGCUUUACAGGGGGCUGCGGUGCUGAGGAUGAGUGGGGAAGGGGAGAACCCGGCCAGCAAGCCCACGCCUGUGCAAGACGUGCAGGGUGACGGACGCUGGAUGUCUCUGCACCAUCGGUUUGUAGCGGACAGCAAAGACAAGGAACCCGAAGUAGUCUUUAUAGGGGACUCCUUGGUUCAGCUAAUGCACCAAUGUGAGAUCUGGCGGGAGCUCUUCUCACCUCUGCAUGCACUUAACUUUGGCAUUGGUGGUGACAGCACACAGCAUGUACUCUGGCGGCUUGAGAAUGGGGAGCUGGAACACAUCCGGCCCAAGAUUGUGGUGGUCUGGGUGGGCACCAACAACCAUAGCCACACAGCAGAACAAGUGACAGGUGGCAUCAAAGCCAUCGUACAACUGGUGAACAAGCUGCAGCCCCAGGCACGGGUGGUUGUGCUGGGCCUGCUUCCGAGAGGCCAGCACCCCAACCCACUUCGAGAGAAAAACCGACAGGUAAACGAGCUGGUUCGGGCAGCGCUGGCUGGCUACCCCCGAGCCCAUUUCUUAGAUGCAGACCCUGGGUUUGUGCAUUCCGAUGGCACCAUAAGUCACCAUGACAUGUAUGAUUACCUACACCUGAGCCGCCUGGGCUACACACCUGUCUGCCGGGCCCUGCACUCCUUGCUUCUUCGUCUCUUGGCCCAAGAUCAGGGCCAAGGCAUCCCUCUGCCAGAGAUAGCAUCCUAAGCAUCUUUCCUUCCCUUGACAUUAAAUGCUUCUCCUCCUC
Molecule: messenger RNA, 917 nt
Organism: Mus caroli (Ryukyu mouse)
Lineage: Eukaryota; Metazoa; Chordata; Mammalia; Rodentia; Muridae
Gene: Pafah1b3
Product: platelet activating factor acetylhydrolase 1b catalytic subunit 3
Cellular component (GO): cytoplasm
Molecular function (GO): platelet-activating factor acetyltransferase activity
Source: RefSeq, a predicted model, not a curated record